This is a messenger RNA of Lizanozyma spartinae, 345 nucleotides long. RefSeq lists its product as uncharacterized. The coding region runs from base 1 to 345 and encodes 114 amino acids. Lineage: Eukaryota; Fungi; Ascomycota; Pichiomycetes; Serinales; Debaryomycetaceae. The record is from RefSeq and is a predicted model, not a curated record. Gene Ontology annotation, cellular component: vacuolar transporter chaperone complex; fungal-type vacuole membrane. The transcript has a single exon.
AUGUCUAAUAACAAGAGAAUUGCAUUACCCGCUAGAGUAGAACCAAAGGUUUUCUUUGCCAAUGAGAGAACAUUUUUGUCAUGGUUGAACUUCACUGUUAUCUUGGGUUCAUUAGGUGUUGGUUUGUUGAACUUUGGUGACUCUGUUGGUAGAAUAAGUGCUGGUUUGUUCACAUUCAUUGCCAUGUUAACCAUGGUCUAUGCUUUAGUCACUUACCAUUGGAGAGCAAGAGCCAUUAGAUUGAGAGGGUCUGGUCCUUAUGAUGAUAGAUUUGGUCCUACCAUGCUUUGUAUAUUCUUGUUGGUGGCUGUUGUUGUCAACUUUGUAUUGAGAAUCAGAGCUUAA